Peromyscus leucopus (white-footed mouse) is the source of this 1978-nucleotide messenger RNA. Its product is annotated as NAD-dependent malic enzyme, mitochondrial-like. The coding region runs from base 151 to 1908 and encodes 585 amino acids. The transcript has a single exon. Gene Ontology annotation, biological process: malate metabolic process; pyruvate metabolic process. Gene Ontology annotation, cellular component: mitochondrion. Lineage: Eukaryota; Metazoa; Chordata; Mammalia; Rodentia; Cricetidae. The record is from RefSeq and is a predicted model, not a curated record. Gene Ontology annotation, molecular function: NAD binding; malate dehydrogenase (decarboxylating) (NADP+) activity; malate dehydrogenase (decarboxylating) (NAD+) activity.
GGCAGAGCAAGCCGGAGCUGGCGCCGGCUGCCAGGAGCUCGCGGGAGGCCGGGCGGGGCGGCGCCAGGACCGAGCAUCACGGGCUGUGACGCCGCGGCCUCUCUGCCUGCAGCACCACCUGGCGCGGGCCAGGGUUCGGGGAGAGAAAAGAUGUUUUCCCGGGUAAGAGCCGUUACCAGUCCUUGUGCUCUGACAUGCCGCCGCCAUUUGCACCUGAAGGAGAAAGGCAAGCCACUCAUGUUGAAUCCAAGAACAAACAAGGGGAUGGCGUUUACGUUACAAGAACGGCAAAUGCUUGGUCUUCAAGGACUUUUACCUCCUAAAAUAGAGACGCAAGAUAUUCAAGCCUUACGAUUCCAUAGAAACUUGAAAAAAAUGACUAACCCUUUAGAAAAAUACAUCUUUAUAAUGGGCAUACAAGAAAGAAAUGAAAAACUGUUUUAUAGAAUACUGCAAGAUGAUAUUGAAAGUCUGAUGCCAAUUGUAUAUACACCAACAGUUGGUCUUGCCUGUUCCCAAUAUGGACACAUCUUUAGAAGACCUAAGGGAUUGUUUAUUUCAAUCUCAGACAGAGGUCACGUCAGAUCAAUUGUGGAUAACUGGCCAGAAAAUCAUGUUAAGGCUGUUGUGGUGACCGAUGGAGAGAGAAUUCUGGGUCUCGGAGAUUUGGGUGUCUAUGGAAUGGGGAUUCCAGUAGGAAAGCUUUGUUUGUAUACAGCAUGUGCAGGAAUACAGCCUGAGAAGUGCCUGCCUGUGUGCAUCGACGUGGGAACUGAUAAUAAUGCACUGUUAAAAGAUCCAUUUUAUAUGGGCUUAUAUCAGAAGCGAGAUUGUUCCCAACUCUAUGAUGACCUGAUUGAUGAGUUUAUGAAGGCGAUUACUGACAGAUACGGCCAGAACACACUCAUUCAGUUUGAAGACUUCGGGAAUCAUAAUGCAUUCAGGUUCUUAAGAAAGUACCAGCACAAAUACUGUACCUUCAAUGAUGAUAUCCAAGGGACAGCUGCAGUCGCUCUGUCCGGCCUUCUUGCCACCCAAAAAGUUAUUAGGAAACCAGUCUCAGAACACAAAAUCUUAUUUCUUGGGGCAGGAGAGGCUGCACUUGGAAUUGCAAAUCUUAUAGUUAUGUGUAUGGUGGAAAGUGGCCUCUCAGAAGAGGAGGUACGGAGGAAGGUCUGGAUGUUCGACAAGAACGGCUUACUAGUUAAGGGGCGGACUGCGAGCAUCGACAGUAACCAGGAACCGUUUGCUCACUGGGCCCCGGAGAACAUACCUGCAACUUUUGAAGAUGCAGUGAAUGAACUGAAGCCUUCAGUUAUAAUUGGAGUGGCAGGUGCUGGCCGCCUCUUUACUCCUGGUGUCAUCAAAGCCAUGGCCUCUAUCAAUGAAAGACCCAUAAUAUUUGCGCUGAGUAAUCCUACGGCACAGGCUGAGUGCACGGCUGAAGAGGCCUACACACUUACGGAGGGCAGGUGUCUGUUUGCCAGUGGCAGCCCCUUUGAGCCAGUGAGACUCCAGGAUGGACGAGUCUUCACCCCAGGCCAAGGAAACAAUGCCUACAUUUUCCCAGGUGUGGCUUUAGCGGUUAUUCUCUGUCAAACCCGGUACGUCAGUGACAGUGUUUUCUUGGAAGCUGCAAAGGCCCUGACAAGUCAAUUGACAGAUGAAGAGUUAGCCCAAGGGAGGCUUUACCCAUCACUUGCUAAUAUUCAGGAAGUUUCUGUUAACAUAGCUAUUAAAGUUGCAGAAUACCUGUAUGCUAAUAAAAUGGCUUUCCGAUACCCAGAACCUGAAGACAAGGCCAAGUACAUUAAAGAGAGAAUAUGGCGGAGUGAUUAUGUUUCCCUGUUGCCAGAUGUGUAUGACUGGCCAGAGUCUUCACUGAAGCCUCCUCAGAUAUCAGAAUAGACGCUUUCCCAUGAAGACGCUCCAUGCUGCAGGGAACCACUAUUUUUAGACAAAAGAUAACAUUCUCAGA